Molecule: messenger RNA, 1961 nt
Organism: Leptopilina heterotoma
Lineage: Eukaryota; Metazoa; Arthropoda; Insecta; Hymenoptera; Figitidae
Gene: Alg1
Product: chitobiosyldiphosphodolichol beta-mannosyltransferase
Exons: 6
Coding region: 164-1549 (461 amino acids)
Cellular component (GO): endoplasmic reticulum
Molecular function (GO): mannosyltransferase activity
Source: RefSeq, a predicted model, not a curated record
UCGUUACUCGUUGACACGAAUUUGUUAAAGUAAACUUACUUUUUCGGAAAAAAUGGUUUUUUCUCCUUUACUCUUUAGUUAUUCUUUAAAAUAUUUUUGUUCGCAACAAAAUUGAUUCAUUUUGUGUCAAACUUCAUUGAAUUAUUUAGUUUCUUGCUUUGUAAUGAGUACAAUGUUAUUUUUUGUAAUUGUGUUUACAUUCGUGCUUCUGGUAUUUUCGAGUAUUUUCUGUUGGGUAUGGCUGAGAAAUCGAAAAGAAGAGAAUAGUAUCUGCAUUGUUGUUUUCGGAGAUAUUGGAAGAAGUCCACGAAUGCAAUAUCAUGCAAUUUCAUUCGCGAAAGAAAAUUUUGCAGUACAUCUUAUAGGUUAUCCCGGUUCAUCACAUUUGAAAAUAUUUUCCGAAUUUCCAAAUGUUAAAAUCGAUUAUCUUACAUCGCCACCAGAUUUGCAAAAUAAAGUAACACGUCUUGUUUCGUACGCAGUAAAAGUUAUUUGGCAAUCUGUGAAUCUUUCAUAUACUUUGCUUACUAAAUGUCGUUCGUCUCAUUUGAUGUUACAAAAUCCUCCUGCCAUACCAACGAUUCUAAUAUGCUGGAUUUUCUGCUUUCUUUCGAAUGUGAAAUUUGUCAUUGAUUGGCAUAAUUAUGCUUAUUCGAUAAUGGCCAUGAGUCUGGGUCGCAAGCAUUUUUUGGUCAAGCUUGCAAAAUUUAUUGAAUCGUUUUUCGGCAGGCAAGCUGAUUAUAAUUUUUGUGUCACCAAGGCAAUGAAAAAUGAUUUGCAAACUAAAUGGGGCAUAGAAGCGAAUGUUUUGUACGAUCGUCCACCAGAACGUUUCCGACCGAUCUCAGUGGAAGAGAAGCACGCACUUUUUUUAAUAUUGGGCGAAGAUUAUGAAAUAUUCCGAGGAGAGAAUGAUACAUGUACAUUAUUUACGGAAACUUUACCUAAUGGUGAAAUUCAAAUGCGUUCGGAUAGACCAGCUUUACUGGUUUCUAGUACCAGUUGGACGGAAGACGAAGAUUUUUCAAUACUUCUAAAUGCUCUUGAAGAUUAUGAAGCAUCUUGCAUAGAAAACGAUAUGCAACUUCCAAAAUUGUUGUGUGUGAUUACUGGAAAGGGACCAUUGAAAGAUUUUUAUAUCGCUUUAAUCGAGAGGAAAAACUGGCAAAAUGUAACAGUUAUUACACCUUGGCUUGAAAAUGAAGAUUAUCCCAAAAUCUUAGGUAGUGCAGAUUUAGGAGUUUGUCUCCACACAUCAUCAAGUGGUUUGGAUUUACCAAUGAAGGUGGUCGACAUGUUUGGCUGUGGACUUCCUGUUCUUGCCUACAAUUUUGAAUCUUUGGAUGAAUUAAUUCAACACGAUGAAAACAGUUUGGUAUUUUCUGAUGAAAACGAAUUGUCAGAACAAUUGAAAAUGUGGUUCAAGAAUUUUCCCAAUGACGAAAUACAAAAGGCAAAAUCGAGUAGAUUCAAACAACAAUUGGAAAAGUUCCGACUGAUUAGAUGGCAUGGCAAUUGGUCAGUCAUCGUAUUACCUUGCUUCAAGUGAUGAAAAUCUGAAAAGACUGCAAUACUCUAUUCCUCAGGUUUUUAAAUCCCAUCUUUUCUCAUCUAAUACGUUAAGUUUCGAUUUAAGUUAGAAUUUCUUUACGUUAACAAAAAAAGAAUUUCAAUUUUUUCUUAAGUCAAUUUUACAUUCCAAAUAUUUUUUCCUUUUUGGUAACGCAUUUGGCGUUUUUUUUUUAUUUUUGAAUUAUUACGUUAAAAAAAAUCUUAAAAAGUGUUUAUUAUGAUAACGUCUCAAAGACGAUUUAUCAUCAAAAAUUAGACCAAACGACUUUACUAGUCUCAAAUUUAAUAUAUAAAGAUAUAUUUGUAAUUUUAUAAAAUAUUAGACUAGUUGGAUAUGAAAACACUUGAAAUUAGAAAUUACGAAUCAAAAUACACACUGCAGAACGAAA